Messenger RNA from Suillus plorans, 664 nucleotides. RefSeq lists its product as uncharacterized. Bases 47 to 415 code for a protein of 122 amino acids. Lineage: Eukaryota; Fungi; Basidiomycota; Agaricomycetes; Boletales; Suillaceae. The transcript is spliced from 2 exons. The record is from RefSeq and is a predicted model, not a curated record.
UGGAGCCAAUUUCAAAGUGACGAGUGAGUCAUAAGAUGAGUUCGUAAUGUGGUUAAAUCGUAUACACAAGCUCAGUCAAUACUCCUGGUUGACGUUUUGUUGGGACAGCGUGGCAGCGUGGUGCCAGUAUGAUGCAACUGAUUCACCAUCACCAGAAUGCACUUCCUCAGCCAAUGAUACAAAGACCAAGGUACCACGUGCCACUAUGCCGACAUGGCUCGCCGAUGAGUACGCAGAUGCCCGCACUCGUCUCGAUUCUGAAAUUGCGAAGACCGGGAGACCAGUUUGCUACGAGAGUGGGCAGUUCAUGAUAACUGCCCCUCCGCUGGUGUUUUCCCGUGUUGUCCCUUUUGAGAUCGAGCCCUUGGACUUCUACCGGCCGCGUUUUUCCAUAUGGCUUUCCCACCUCUUCUAGCGCAUUCCUUGUCCAAACUGCAAGGAUGCAAACCGACGAUCCAAGAGGGGGCAGCCAGUCGUGCUUCGUGUUCUUGGUUGGUCACAGCAGCCACGGCGCGUUGUCGAUCUUGAGCACUUGGUGUUCAUCGUUGGACACCGGUAUUAUUGUGGGCACGAGGAGUGCAAGAAGACAUUUCAGAGUUGGCCGCCUGCAAUUUUACAAGCCAUACCACCACCACUUGCAGCCCUCUUUCCGUUCCACCUAACA